Messenger RNA from Choloepus didactylus (southern two-toed sloth), 5938 nucleotides. RefSeq names its product BCL6 corepressor like 1 (gene BCORL1). The record is from RefSeq and is a predicted model, not a curated record. Lineage: Eukaryota; Metazoa; Chordata; Mammalia; Pilosa; Megalonychidae. Gene Ontology annotation, cellular component: nucleus. Gene Ontology annotation, molecular function: protein binding; transcription corepressor activity. Gene Ontology annotation, biological process: negative regulation of transcription by RNA polymerase II.
GGCGGCGACGAAGGCCAGCUUCCGCGGAGUUUGUGCCCGGGCUUCCCGGGCUCCGGCAGCCACACGCGCACAAAUGGGGCUAGGGGACUGACUGGUCGGUGUGGCGGAGGACAGCCAGUCUCGGAGGGAAAGUAGCCACCAGUCCAACUCGGGUCUCCCCCACUAUUACUUAGGGUCAUCACCUCAAUUCUCAUCCAGAAUUCAGUUGCAUAUAACAUUGCAUUUACUGAGUACUUACUAUAUGUAAGACACUGCGGAGGAAGCAGAGACAAAAAAGAUGGUAUCUCUUACCUUAAAGUAGCUAAUUUGUCUGGUGGAGGAGACAGACAUGCCUUGCCACCAACUCACCGCACGGCAGAGGAGACUAAGAAUCGGUGCUGUGGUAGAGGUAUGAAGGGUGAGUGGCCAUAGCAGGUCCUAUCUGGGUGGUGACUGGCUGUCAUGAUCUCUACGGCACCGCUCUACAGCGGCGUGCACAACUGGACCAGUUCUGAUCGGAUUCGCAUGUGUGGCAUCAACGAGGAGAGAAGAGCACCUCUUUCUGAUGAGGAGUCCACGACAGGUGACUGCCAGAGCUUCGAAUCUCAGGAGUUUUGUGUCAGCAGCAGUUUUUCCAAGGUGGAGCUCACAGCAGCUGGUAGUGGCAGCAAUGCCCGGGGGGCAGACCCAGAUGGCAGUACAACAGAAAAACUUGGGCACAAGUCAGAAGAAAAGCCUGACGACACCCAGCUGCAAAUGGACUAUGCUGGGAACGUGGCAGAGGCCGAGGGCCUCUUGGUGCCGCUGAGCAGCCCAGAGGAUGUGCUCAAGCUUCCCUCUGCUGACAGUGCCGAGGCUGGCAACAGCAGGCCCGACUGCUCCUGGACUCCCAUCAACACCCAAAUGAGCAAACAGGUUGACUGCUCACAGGCCGGGGUCAAGGCUCUGGACUCUCGGCACAGCGGCGUGGAGAAGAAUACUUUUAUUUUGGCAACUCUGGGAACUGGUGUCCCUGUGGAGGGGACUCUGCCUCUGGUUACCACUAACUUCAGUCCACUGCCGGCCCCCAUUUGUCCCCCUGCUCCCGGCUCAGCCUCUGUCCCCCCGUCUGUCCCGGAUCCAUUCCAGGUUCCCCUCUCUGUCCCUGCCCCGGUGCCCCAUUCUGGGCUAGUUCCUGUCCAAGUGGCCACUUCAGUGCCAGCUUCUUCCCCUCCCUUAGCACCAGUCCCGGCUCUGGCUCCAGCACCACCAUCAGUGCCCACACUCAUCUCGGAUUCAAACCCUCUUUCAGUUUCGGCUUCAGUCUUGGUGCCCGUGCCAGCUUCUGCUCCCCCCUCAGGCCCGGUUCCCCUGUCGGCUCCAGCCCCUGCCCCACUCUCGGUUCCAGUUUCAGCCCCUCCCUUGGCUCUGAUCCAGGCCCCCGUGCCCCCUUCAGCUCCGACCUUGGUCCUCGCCCCUGUCCCCGCUCCAGUUCUGGCUCCCAUGCCAGCGUCCACGCCUCCGGCAGCUCCUGCCCCUCCAUCGGUGCCAAUGCCCACCCCAACCCCCUCCUCUGGGCCGCCUUCUACUCCCACCCUCAUCCCUGCCUUCGCUCCUGCACCAGUGCCUGCCCCCACCCCAGCCCCAAUCUUUACUCCAGCCCCCACGCCCAUGCCGGCUGCCACACCAGCUGCCAUUCCCACCUCUGCACCCAUCCCGGCCUCCUUUAGUUUGAGCCGAGUGUGUUUUCCUGCAGCUCAGGCACCAGCUAUGCAAAAAGUCCCUCUGUCCUUUCAGCCAGGGACAGUGCUGACGCCGAGCCAGCCACUGGUCUAUAUCCCGCCUCCGAGCUGUGGGCAGCCACUCAGUGUAGCCACACUGCCAACCACCCUGGGGGUCUCCUCCACUCUUACACUCCCUGUCCUGCCCUCCUACCUGCAGGACAGGUGUCUUCCUGGCGUGCUGGCCUCCCCAGAGCUACGGUCCUACCCUUAUGCAUUCUCUGUGGCCCGGCCUCUGAGUUCUGAUUCCAAACUGGUUUCUCUGGAGGUGAACAGGCUCCCCUGCGCUUCCCCAUCCGGCAGCACCAGCACCCAGCCUGCCCCCGAUGGGGUCCCUGGGCCUUUGGCAGACACUUCCCUCUCUAGUGCUUCUGCCAAGGUGCUUCCACCUCCACAGCCUUUACUGCCAGCCCCCAGCGUGAGCUCGGCCCCACUGCACCCCACCAAGAUGCCAGGUGGCACUGAGCAGCAAACAGAAGGGACUUCUGUUACCUUCUCUCCUCUCAAGUCACCCCCACAGCUGGAGCGAGAGAUGGCCUCCCCACCCGAGUGCAGCGAGAUGCCCCUUGACCUCUCCUCCAAAUCCAACCGCCAGAAGCUUCCAUUGCCGAACCAGCGUAAGACCCCCCCCAUGCCUGUGCUGACCCCCGUGCACACCAGCAGCAAGGCCCUCCUCUCCACGGUCCUGUCUAGGUCUCAGCGCACAACCCAGGCUGCUGGCAGCAAUGUUACCUCGUGCCUGGGCUCCACUUCCUCGCCCUUUGUCAUCUUCCCCGAGAUCAUGAGGAACGGGGACCCAAGCACCUGGGUGAAGAACUCAACUGCGCUGAUCAGCACCAUUCCUGGCACCUAUGUGGGUGUGGCCAAUCCAGUGCCUGCAUCCCUGCUGCUGAACAGAGACCCAAACCUGAGCCUCACCCGAGACCCUCGCCAUCUACCCAAGCAGGAACCCAUCUCCAUCAUUGAUCAAGGAGAACCCAAGAGCACGGUCGCCACCUGUGGCAAAAAGGGCAGCCAGACAGGUGCCGAGGGACAGCUAAGCACAGUCAAACGUUAUACCCCAGCCCGCAUUGCCCCUGGGCUGCCGGGGUGCCAAACCAAGGAGCUCUCUUUAUGGAAACCUACAGGGCAGGCAAAUAUUUAUCCGCGGUGUUCAGUCAAUGGGAAACCCAGCAGCACCCAGGUCCUACCUGUUGGCUGGUCGCCAUACCACCAAGCAUCUCUGCUCUCCAUAGGCAUUUCCAGUGCCGGGCAGCUGACCCCCAGUCAGGGGGUACCCAUCAGGCCCACCAGCGUGGUUUCUGAGUUUUCUGGCAUGCCGCCUCUCAGCUCCAGUGAGGCUGUGCAUGGACUUCCCGAGGGGCAGCCAAGGCCUGGGGGCCCCUUUGCGCCAGAGCAGGAGCCUGUCACAAAGAACAAAACUUGCCGGAUUGCUGCCAAGCCUUAUGAAGAACAAGUCAAUCCUGUCCUCCUGACUCUCAGCCCUCAAACAGGGACCCUAGCCCUGUCCGUUAAGCCUGGCAGUGGGGACGUAAGAGUGAAUCAGGGGCCUGAGGAAUCAGAGAGCCACCUCUGUUCUGACAGCACUCCUAAGAUGGAAGGCCCCCAAGGGACUUGCAGCCCGAAGCUGGCAGGAGAUGCAAAGCCUAAGAACCAAGUGCUGGCUACCUACAUGUCCCAUGAAUUGGUCCUGGCCACCCCCCAGAAUCUGCGCAAGAUGCCUGAGCUGCCUUUGCUACCUCAUGACAGCCGUCCCAAGGACCUCAUCUUGGAUGUGGUUCCGAGUGGCAAGAGGGGCUCCAGCACAGAGCUUUCACAGCUUGGGAGCCAGGUGGAUCUGGGGCGGGUGAAAAUGGAGAAGGUGGAUGGUGAUGUGGUCUUCAAUUUAGCAACCUGCUUCCGGGCUGAUGGCCUCCCAGCAGCAACCCAGAGGGGCCAAGCUGAGGUUCGGGGAAAGGCUGGGCAGGCUCGAGUGAAACAGGAAAGCGUAGGGGUCUUUGCCUGCAAGAACAAGUGGCAGCCAGAUGACAUGACUGAACCUCUGCCACCCAAGAAAAUGAGGUGUGGCAAAGAGAAGGAAAGUGAGGAGCAGCAGCAGACACAACUCAAGCCCAUAGCCCGGAGUUCCCAUGUAUCCAAGUGCCGGAAGCAGCCCAGUGACCCCCAGGAACCCACCAAGAAAAGCCCCCGGGGGGCUUCAGAUUCAGGAAAAGAGCACAAUGGAGUCAGGGUAAAGCACAAGCACCAGAAGCCAACAAAGCCGGAGUCCCAGUCUCCAGGAAAACGAGCCGAUGGCCACGAGGAAGGUUCCUUGGAAAAGAAGGCCAAGAGCAGUUUCCGUGACUUCAUCCCAGUGGUUCUGAGCACCCGGACGCGCAGCCAGUCUGGAAGUAUCUGUAGCUCCUUUGCUGGUAUGGCAGACAGUGACAUGGGAAGCCAGGAAGUCUUCCCCACAGAGGAGGAAGAGGAGGUGACCCCCAUGCCGGCUAAGCGUCGAAAGGUGAGAAAGACCCAACGGGACACCCAGUAUCGCAGCCACCAUGCCCAGGACAAGAGCCUCCUGAGCCAGGGCCGCAGGCACCUGUGGCGAGCCCGAGAAAUGCCCUGGAGGACAGAGGCUGCCCGGCAAAUGUGGGACACCAAUGAGGAGGAGGAGGAAGAUGAGGAGGAGGGCCUGGUGAAGAGGAAGAAACGGAGACGGCAGAAGAGCCGAAAAUAUCAGACUGGGGAGUACCUGACUGAGCAAGAAGAAGAGCAGCGGCGGAAAGGGAGAGCAGAUUUAAAGGCCCGUAAGCAGAAGACUUCCUCCCAAAAUUUGGAGCACCGCCUCAGAAACAGGAGCCUUCUCUUGCCCAACAAAGCCCAGGGGAUCUUGGAUUCACCAAAUGGUUUCCUCCCACAUAACCUGGAGGAGCCACCCUGCCUUGAAACUCCAGAAAAGCCAUCAGGAAAGCGCAAGUGCAAGACCAAGCACUUGGCAAACCUCUCAGAAGAGGCAAAGGGCAAAGGUCGUUGGAGCCAGCAGAAGACACGAUCUCCCAAAUCUCCCACCUCAGUGAAGCCCACAGAACCAUGUACACCCUCUAAGUCCCGAAGUGCUGGCCCAGAGGAGGCCUUGGAGUCACCUACGGCCAGGCAGAUCCCACCAGAGGCGCGACGGCUCAUAGUGAACAAAAAUGCUGGCGAGACCCUCCUGCAGCGGGCAGCCCGUCUUGGCUAUAAGGAUGUUGUUCUCUACUGCCUCCAGAAGGACAGUGAGGAUGUGAAUCACCGUGACAACGCUGGCUACACUGCCCUGCAUGAAGCGUGCUCCCGGGGCUGGACUGACAUCUUGAAUAUCCUGCUUGAGCACGGGGCCAAUGUGAACUGCAGUGCACAGGACGGCACGAGGCCAGUUCAUGACGCGGUGGUCAAUGACAACCUGGAGACCAUGUGGCUCUUGCUGUCCUAUGGGGCCGAUCCCACACUGGCCACCUACUCGGGACAGACAGCCAUGAAGCUGGCCAGCAGUGACACCAUGAAGCGCUUUCUUAGUGAUCACCUGUCGGAUCUCCAGGGCCGGGCAGAAGGUGAUCCUGGAGUAUCCUGGGACUUUUACAGCAGUUCUGUAUUGGAGGAAAAAGACAGAUUUGCCUGUGACCUCCUACGUAAUCCUCCUGGGAACUCUGAUCAAGAAGGAGAAGAUGUGGAAGAGGAUGAUUUCAUGUUUGAACUCUCAGACAAGCCUCUUCUCCCUUGCUACAACCUCCAAGUGUCAGUGUCCCGUGGGCCCUGCAACUGGUUCCUCUUUACAGACGUCCUGAAGAGGCUGAAGCUUUCCUCGAGGAUCUUUCAGGCUCGAUUCCCGCACUUUGAAAUUGCCACCUUGCCCAAGGCAGAGUUUUACCGGCAGGUGGCCUUGAGUCAGCUGCUGACCCCUGCUGAGAGGCCUGGAGGCUUGGAGGACAGAUCCCCCCCAGGCUCCUCUGAGACUGUGGAGCUGGUGCGGUAUGAGCCAGAGCUGCUUCGGCUCCUAGGGUCUGAGGUGGAAUUCCAAUCAUGGAGCAGUUGACGGGGGAAACAGCCCCUCCCUUUUCUUCUUUCUCCCCUGAGUCCACCCUGCCCCCACCUGCCAUGUCUUUUCCCCACCGAGCACCAGACUGCAGAAUGAGGCAAUAAUAUGGACCAACAAGAAGCCGCCUUAUCAAUGCCAGCAUUAG